UAUAGUUAUAGAAAAACAAAUUAAUUAUUUGUUAAUUUAAUUUUAAUUAAUUAGCUAAUAUUUUAUUUAUCCGCAUUAUUUAAGUGUAUUUUAGGUUUAAGAACCAAACUAAGAAUUUUCCCCGAAGCGAUUUUUUUUCCUCAUGUAAGUGCGUCCCAAAUAACACCACGUCCCCUAUCUACGGGCACUAUAUAGACUGUGUACUGACAGUAUCCACGCCCUCUGUAGCGCACUUUACGUCAAACACUAUCAAUUUGUGAUUGAACCGACACCGUAUGUGGGUCAGGGUCAUCCCUGUAUUGGCUCUCGAACGGGAACAAACGCCGGACGCUUUUGGGUUCCGUGUGCUGGACGAUGUCUUGGUGCGGACCUGAGGCCACAGACGAGCUGCUUCGCGAGUUUCUCCGCAUACGGUCCUCUGCCAGAAACAGGAUGAUGAAGAACUGGGGUGUGAUCGGAGGCAUCGCCGCUGCCAUGGCGGUCGGGGUGUACGUCCUCUGGGGUCCAAGCGCAGACAGGAAGAAAAGGAGGCGAGGCAUGGUGCCGGGGUUGAUGAACUUGGGAAACACAUGCUUUCUGAACGCACUGCUGCAGGGUCUGGCUACGUGUCCUUCGCUCAUCAGCUGGCUCCAGGACUUCACCACAAACAGCAGCUCCUGUCUCUCUGGCAUGGAGUGUGGCGAGACGGAAGAGCAGACAGAAACGCAGACAGAAGCUCAGACAGAAACUCGGACAGAAACGCAGACAGACAACAGAGUUUCCAAAACACUACUACAGCUGCUUUCAGCUCUGUCCAGUCCUGACCCUGGAGAAGACGAUGUUUUGGAUGCAGGGUGUCUCUUAGAAGCUCUUCGUCUGUACAGGUGGCACAUCAGCUCAUUCGAGGAACAGGAUGCUCACGAGCUUUUCCACGUCCUCACGUCGACUCUGGAGGAGGAGCGCGAGCGACAGCCCAGAGUCACUCACCUGUUUGACAUGGAGACGCUGGAGAAAUCAGCAGAGACGAGUGAAAACCCUGCCAGCUGUUGGAGUCGAGGUCCUCUGCACCCCGUUCCCAGCCUUUGGAGGACACAGCACCCGUUCCAUGGACGCCUGACCAGCUACAUGGCCUGCAAACGCUGCGAGCGCCAGAGUCCAGUGCGUUACGAUUCAUUCGAAAGCCUCUCGCUGUCCAUUCCUGCUGUGCAGUGGGGUCGGCCGGUCACUCUGGAUCAGUGUCUUCAGCACUUCAUCUCCUCAGAAACGAUUAAAGAGGUGGAGUGUGAGAACUGCACCAAGCAGGCCAAGACUGAGGACAGUCACGUCCCGGAGAGCCAGAGGACGACAUUCGUGAAGCAGCUUAAACUCGGGAAGCUACCCCAGUGUUUGUGUAUUCACCUUCAGAGACUCACCUGGUCUCCCGAGGGCGCUCCUAUUAAGAGACAUGAGCACGUUCAGUUCUCAGAAUACCUCAGCAUGGACCGUUAUAAACACCGCAGCACCACACAGAAAACCAGCAGGAGCAAAAAACACACAGCGGAGGAACCGCGUGACCAAAAUGGAGUCGACCCAGAGCAUCAUAACAACAACAAGCCGUUGUCGAAUGGCAGCAUCUCCUCUGCAUUCCUCCGUCCAGGAGCACUCGGGCCUCAGCUCGACCUCGUGCAUGACUUUAGCUCGGCGGAGUACCUGUUCCGGCUGACGGCGGUGCUCGUGCACCACGGCGACACGCACUCAGGUCACUUCGUCACAUACCGCCGCGGCCCGGCGUCCUUUAGCCCGCAGUGGCUCUGGGUUUCAGAUGAGUCGGUGCGUAAGGCCAGUCUGCAGGAAGUGCUCUCGUCCAGUGCGUACCUGCUGUUCUAUGAGCGAGUACGCAAGUGACCUGGGACAUCAGAGACUAGGGUUAGUGCUAAUGUUAAAUUGACACUCAGCGUCUAUGCUGGAUCAAGUCAGGUUUACAAAAAGCCACGGAUUCCAGACGAAGACACCUCCGGGACAUGACAAUCUUCACGCAAGCUUUCGAGUAUGAAGACGGUUCUUCCUUUGGUGAAAAACUUCUCCUAGACGACACUCUCUGCUCAGUCAUGCAGACGCGUGUUAACGCCACAUCAAACACCAGAAUCAAGAAACAAAGCAAAAAAACAUCAUCACAGAGAUGUUUACACGGUUGUCAGGGCGAAACGAGCUGACACUCACACGAGAGUGUGUUACCUCAGAUGUAACACACAGCAAUCUUACGCCGUCCGAUUUCAGUUUUUACAAAUUCCUGUUCUUCACUGACAGGUGAAACCUGAUGUGCCCUUCCAUGUAUCAACCUUAACGUCCUGAGAUGCAUUUCUGCUCAGCACGGUUGUAAGAAGCGAUUACUAUAGACUUCCUCGUGGCUCAACAUCAACAUUUCCACUCUCAUAUUGGUUGUUUUUCUGCAUCAUUAAACACAAAUCCUUUUUUUUUUAAACCUGAUGAUCUGGGAUGAGAAACAGUGCCAUUAAGAUCACACUUUUGCCCGAAGACGUUCACCUGAAUGUGCAUGAUUUGUUUUUUGCUUUUUUGGGGGACGGCAGGGGAUGGAGGGGGAGCGUUGCACACGUUGGAUUAAGUGGAGUGAGUGGUACGCAGGAACGUUUUAGGAUUUAAGCUGAAGAGCCUAAAUUAAACUUGUUUUCCUGACUGCUUUAAUGUUUUAUUUUAAUAUGAAGUACCUCAAAGAAAAAGUGAUGAUCAAGACCUGGAACUGAAAUAUUAAUACCGAGCGCUUCUUUUAAAAGCAGGAUGCGUGAUUCUGGCAUUUCCACUGUGGUGUCUUUUAAAGCUAGUGCAUUUAAAAAUAAGUUCUUUGGAUGAUCAGAUGGUCCAGGUUUCAACCACUUGUAUUUGUAACGAUUUCGCCCUAAGAGAUUUGUUUUGUAAGUGGGCAUCUGCUAGUCUUUCUUUAAAGAAAGUGUCGUACCUUGAUACAAAAUUCAGGCAGGAGAAAGCUUAAAAUUUUGUGUUAGACUCUUAUUUAAAAAUAGAUCCUCAUGGGUUGAAUGGGUAACAAGUAUACAUUUCUACAUGGAUUCUGCUUGGACGUGGGUUUUUCCAGAGGAACAGGAACGCUUGUAAAAGUUGGAUGGAACCAGUUCAUUUGGGGAAACCGAGCCUGUGAUUAAUAGCUGCUGCUGCAUCUUUUCAUGUGUGAAUGUUAGACUGGAUCUCAAUUUUUGAUUUUUAUAUUUAAAAAUAAAUUCCUUGUUUACCUAUUUCUCAGUUUUGUUUUGUUUUUUAGUCACACUUUUUGUCCCAUUAUGUAGCUAAACUCUUGAGAGACUUGCGUUUGUCUCCACCGUGUUGGUGUCUUCCAGCCAAGAUGCACCUUUAAUUCGACAAGAAGCCAUGGUGGCUGAAUAAGCGCUGAUUAUUACACAUUUUAGAUCUUAAGAAAGA
Clarias gariepinus (North African catfish) is the source of this 3408-nucleotide messenger RNA. Its product is annotated as ubiquitin carboxyl-terminal hydrolase 30-like. Gene Ontology annotation, molecular function: cysteine-type deubiquitinase activity; cysteine-type endopeptidase activity. Lineage: Eukaryota; Metazoa; Chordata; Actinopteri; Siluriformes; Clariidae. Gene Ontology annotation, biological process: protein deubiquitination. Gene Ontology annotation, cellular component: cytosol; nucleus. The coding region runs from base 355 to 1863 and encodes 502 amino acids. The transcript has 13 exons. The record is from RefSeq and is a predicted model, not a curated record.